Molecule: messenger RNA, 285 nt
Organism: Funneliformis caledonium
Lineage: Eukaryota; Fungi; Glomeromycota; Glomeromycetes; Glomerales; Glomeraceae
Source: the annotation of a GenBank genome assembly
ACUAAUCGUUCACAACAUGAUAAUAUCUUAUCAGAUAUUUAUGACGGUCAGAAGACUGACAAUCAUCUUGGAUUAAUCAUUAAUUUAGACUGGUUCCAGCCUUAUAACAGAGCAACUUAUAGUACAGGAGUUCUAUAUGCCGCAUUAUAUAAUUUACCUUGUAACAUUCGAUUUCAGCCUGAAAAUAUAAUUAUACUUAGCAUAUUAUCAGGACCUAAUGAGGUUAGUCUGCAUAAGAUAAACCACUAUCUUUCACCUAUAAUUACAGAAUUCGAGUCACUUUAG